Molecule: messenger RNA, 1240 nt
Organism: Nanorana parkeri
Lineage: Eukaryota; Metazoa; Chordata; Amphibia; Anura; Dicroglossidae
Gene: CCNB1
Product: cyclin B1
Exons: 9
Coding region: 1-1152 (383 amino acids)
Biological process (GO): regulation of cyclin-dependent protein serine/threonine kinase activity; mitotic cell cycle phase transition; mitotic metaphase chromosome alignment
Cellular component (GO): mitochondrial matrix; cyclin B1-CDK1 complex; cytoplasm
Molecular function (GO): cyclin-dependent protein serine/threonine kinase regulator activity
Source: RefSeq, a predicted model, not a curated record
AUGGCGACUGUGAUGACAAGGAGUAUGAGGCUAAACGCAGAACACAAAAUGGAGACAGCUUUAGCUACAAAGAAGGUUGGACUGUUGAAGCCACGGCAAAGGAAUGCUCUGGAGGAUAUCGGGAACUGCCUGAGCCGGGCCAAACCAGCUUUGAAAAAGGAAAGUAAAGGAGUAAGAACUGAUGUGGUGGAAAAGGUUGCCAGGCCAUCUCCUGUGGAGGAAGAAAAGCCAGUGCCUUUGAGCCCAAUGGACACAUCUGGUGCUUCUCCAAUGGAAGACCAGAGUGAGGCUUUCUCAAAAGCUCUGCUGCAGAUGAAGGAUGUGGAUGAAGAUGAUGCUGACAAUCCCAUGCUGUGUAGUGAAUAUGUGAAGGAUAUCUACUGCUACCUGAGAGAACUGGAGGCAGAACACGCAGUCCAGCUAGACUACCUCAAAGGUGAAGAGAUAACUGGAAAUAUGAGGGCAAUUCUUGUUGACUGGCUGGUACAAGUUCACAUGCGGUUCAAGCUGCUCCAGGAGACAAUGUUCAUGACUGUCUCAAUUUUGGACCGGUUUUUACAAAUAAACCCUGUGCCAAAGAAACAACUGCAGUUAGCUGGUGUGACUGCCAUGUUCAUUGCAUCUAAAUAUGAAGAGAUCUAUUGUCCCACAAUCGGUGAUUUCUCAUUUGUUACGGAUCACACCUAUACAAAAAAGCAGAUCAGAAACAUGGAGAUGCAAAUUCUAAAUGUUCUGAAGUUUAAUAUUGGAAAACCCCUACCGCUUCACUUUCUAAGAAGAGCAUCAAAGAUAGGAGAGGUUGAAGCUGCUUUGCACACACUGGCAAAAUAUCUAAUAGAACUGUCUAUGCUGGACUAUGAAAUGGUGCAUUUUCCCCCUUCACAAGUAGCAGCUGCAGCAUUUUGCUUGUCUCAGAAGGUUUUAGAUGGAGGGGAAUGGACUCCAAUGCUACAGCACUAUAUGGCCUACAGUGAGAGUGCUCUCAUCCCAGUCAUGCAGCACUUGGCAAAGAAUGUCCUGAAAGUCAACAGAGGGCUUACAAAGUUUACGUCUGUCAGAGACAAAUAUGCCAGGAGCCAGCAAAUGAGGAUCAGCUGUUUACCCCAACUCAAUUCAGAAAUUAUGGUGACACUUGCCAAAAAUGUAUGUUAAUGCUUAUAUAAUGUUGUAAACUAUACUCUGUAAACAUUAUGCUCUUAUACACUUUUAAUACUUUUUUUAUAUUUUUAAUAAAUGCUCU